AUGCAUGGAAUACAACACCAUUCUGCAUUAAACAGUGAUGAAGAGAUGCAUGGAAUACAACACCAUUCUGCAUUAAACAGUGAUGAUGAGAUGCAUGGAAUACAUCAUUUUGCAUUAAACAGUGAUGAGAUGCAUGGAAUACAACCUCAUUCUGCAUUAAGCAGUGAUGAAGAGUUGCAUGGAAUACAACAUCAUUCCGCAUUAAACAGUGAUGAAGAGAUGCAUGGAAUACAACACCAUUCUGCAUUAAACAGUGAUGAAGAGAUGCAUGGAAUACAACACCAUUCUGCAUUAAACAGUGAUGAAGAGAUGCAUGGAAUACAACACCAUUCUGCAUUAAACAGUGAUGAUGAGAUGCAUGGAAUACAUCAUUUUGCAUUAAACAGUGAUGAGAUGCAUGGAAUACAACAUCAUUCUGCAUUAAACAGUGAUGAAGAGAUCCAUGGAAUACAACAUCAUUCUGCAUUAAACAGUGAUGACGAGAUGCAUGGAAUGCAACAUCAUUCUGCAUUAAACAGUGAUGAAGAGAUGCAUGGAAUACAACAUCAUUCUGCAUUAAACAGUGAUGAAGAGAUCCAUGGAAUACAACAUCAUUCUGCAUUAAACAGUGAUGAUGAGAUGCAUGGAAUACAACAUCAUUCUGCAUUAAACAGUGAUGAAGAGAUGCAUGGAAUACAACAUCAUUCUGCAUUAAACAGUGAUGAAGAGAUGCAUGGAAUACAACAUCAUUCUGCAUUAAACAGUGAUGAUGAGAUGCAUGGAAUGCAACAUCAUUCUGCAUUAAACAGUGAUGAUGAGAUGCAUGGAAUACAACAUCAUUCUGCAUUAAACAGUGAUGAUGAGAUGCAUGGACUAUAA
Molecule: messenger RNA, 858 nt
Organism: Protopterus annectens (West African lungfish)
Lineage: Eukaryota; Metazoa; Chordata; Ceratodontiformes; Protopteridae
Product: histidine-rich glycoprotein-like
Exons: 1
Coding region: 1-858 (285 amino acids)
Source: RefSeq, a predicted model, not a curated record